CACUUCCGGACGAGAAGCUUGUGCGCUGCAUGCAAGAGAAGAUCUGGAGCAGCUCCGAAGCGCCGCCUGCACCGAAUCUGCUGCACGUUACUCUAAAUUUUUCACCCUGAGCCAUGUCUACUUUCGGAGACCACAGGGGUUCACCAACCCCCAGACUGUGUGGAGUCUUGUGUCCUCUGGAAUCACUGUGGACCGAUGAGAAGAAGAUGGAGGGACAGAGGAACCCAGGCUCAGAGAACAGAAGGGUGGAGAUUCGCAAGAGUGCAGGCAAGGAGCUGCUGCAGAACCUCAACGACGAGAGUGAACGUCUGCUAAUCAAAGGGGUGAAGAUCGUGAACGAUGACCAGUCCUUCUCUGCGGAUAUCUACAUGGAGGAUGGACUCAUCAAGCAGAUCGGGGAGAACCUUAUUGUGCCGGGCGGGGUAAAGACCAUCGAUGCCCAUGGCCGCAUGGUGAUGCCCGGAGGCAUUGACGUUCACACGCGUUUCCAGAUGCCCGACCGAGGCAUGACGUCUGCCGAUGACUUUUAUCAGGGCACACGGGCGGCGCUGGCAGGAGGGACCACCAUGAUCAUCGACCAUGUGGUUCCGGAGCCAGGUACAGGUCUGAUUGCAGCGUUUAAACAGUGGCACCAGUGGGCUGACAGUAAGUCGUGCUGUGAUUACACGCUCCAUGUGGACAUCACAGAGUGGCACAAAGGCAUCAUGGAAGAGAUGGAGACUCUCGUCAAGGACCAUGGUGUGAACUCUUUCCUGGUCUACCUGGCUUACAAAGACAUUUUCCAGCUGACAGACUCACAGAUCUAUGAGGUGUUCAGCGUGAUCCGAGACCUUGGUGCCAUCGCACAGGUCCAUGCUGAGAAUGGAGACAUUGUCGCCGAGGAACAACGUAGAGUCCUGGAACUGGGUAUCACUGGACCAGAGGGACACGUGCUGAGCCGCCCAGAAGAGGUGGAGGCCGAGGCAGUCAACCGCGCCAUCACAGUGGCCAAUCAGACCAACUGCCCACUUUACAUCACCAAGGUUAUGAGCAAGAGUGCAGCUGAUGUCAUUGCCCAAGCCAGGAAAAAAGGCACCGUGGUGUAUGGAGAGCCAAUCACGGCCAGUCUUGGCACAGACGGUUCGCACUACUGGAGCAAAAACUGGGCCAAAGCUGCUGCGUACGUAACAUCACCACCGCUGAGUCCGGAUCCCACCACGCCAGACUAUCUCGGCUCCCUUCUGUCAUGUGGGGACCUGCAGGUGACUGGCAGUGCCCACUGCACAUUCAACACUGCCCAGAGAGCUGUGGGUAAAGACGAUUUUACCCUCAUCCCUGAGGGGGUUAACGGCACAGAGGAGAGGAUGUCUAUCAUCUGGGACAAAUGUGUGGUCUCUGGGAAGAUGGACGAGAACCAGUUUGUUGCCAUCACCAGCACAAACGCGGCUAAGAUCUUAAACCUGUACCCACGCAAGGGGCGCAUCGCUGUGGGAUCAGACGCUGAUCUGGUGCUGUGGGACCCGGACGUUACCAAGAUCAUCUCUGCCAAGAGCCACAAUCUGGCAGUGGAGUAUAACAUCUUCGAGGGCAUGGAGGUACGUGGAGCUCCGCUGGUCGUGAUUAGCCAGGGGAAGAUCGUACUAGAGGAAGGAACCCUGCACACGACCGAAGGCUCAGGGCGGUUCAUAUCCCGAAAACCUUUCCCCGACUUCGUCUACAAGAGGAUAAAAGCUCGCAGCAGGCUGGCUGAGCUGAGGGGUGUUCCUCGUGGCCUCUAUGAUGGACCGGUGUGUGAGGUGACCAUAACCCCCAAGGUUAUGACACCAGCAUCUUCUGCAAUAACCUCUCCGGUCAAGCUGGGAGCGCAACCGGUCCGCAACCUGCACCAGUCUGGAUUCAGCCUCUCUGGUGCCCAGGUUGACGACAACGUUCCUCGUCGAAGCACCCAGCGCAUUGUUGCGCCCCCUGGUGGCAAGGCCAACAUCACCAGCCUGGGUUAAAUAACUCCACUAUCCUCAGGAGAUCAGAGGGUCGGGAGAAAGGACAUUUGUGUCGGUAUUGAAAACCUUCACUAGCAAAUGUCCCUAAGUCAGAUCUUCCACCGAGCCUACAAGACUCGGCACUCCCCAAACCCUCUAAACCCUCCUUUGGCCUCGACGUGUACCCUGUUCCCCGUUCCCUCUCUAACCCUGCACCCUCUCCUAAAGAAAAUAAAGAAAAAAGAAGAAAAGCAGAAAAAAUAAGCAUUAUGCUGUGUGUGAAGUAAAAAGGAAAAAUAAUUAACACUCCAUAUUUGAGCACCUUGAUUGUAUGAUUUAGUGUUUUAUACUGUACUUUCUACCUUCCAUGUUAUUGUUAUUUUUGUAUUUAACACAUUUUUUAUUAUUAUUAUUUGAGCAGUCCAGUAAGACUAGCAGGCAUUGUUUACCGUUAUAACCUAAUUUAACAAGGUUGAGUGGCAGAUAGUUCUAUUCAGAUAGUCAUUAAUAAUUCCCAGUAAAGUAUUCAGUCAUCGUGGGUGAAGAACAAUGAGUGUACUGGUAACAAUAAGUAGAAAUUUCGACAAACGUUUGGCUAGAGUUCUAUGGAGUCCUAUGAAGGUCAUAUCCGUAUUUGUAGAAGUAUUCUAGAAAUAGAAUUGGCAAAUAAAAUAUUAUUCUAGAUGUAUUUCUGUAAUACCCUUGUGGUGGCAUCAACAUAACACUCACAUAGAAAGUGUAAAGCAGACUUUUAAAUCUAUUAAAUUGCCUAAUCUCUAAUGAAAUCAUAAGUUAAAGAGGCAUUAAAGAUAAUACCAUCUGAAUAAUCAAAACAAACUUAUAAGGAGGAAGAUUAAACCGUUAUUUCAGUAAAAGCAGGCUUGUCUUUGGCAGUGAAUGAAUAGUUGCACUGUUUUGACACUUCAAGGGUGGAUAUGUGAGGAUAUAUGUCUGGAACAAGUGAAAGAUUCCAAUCAGUGGCACACAAGUAAUUCAGAAAGUGAUUUUGAAAGACACAGGGUGGUAUCUGGUGACCGAUUGGGUACGGGUGAUCAAUAGUGUUGGAACGUCUGCCAUUUCUGUACAGAUUUUUGGUAUAUUGUUGCUGACUUGGCAUUUAUUGCUAGAAUUUAUUAAGUUUGAGUAUUUUGAAGUCUUUCUGAUGUUACAGCCUGUGUGAAUGAAUGUGAUGCUACAGAUAUGACAUGUACAUGAACAGAAAUGGAAGCAAACAUGUGUCUUUAUGUUUUUACACUAACUAACCUUAGCUUUAUGUCUAAAGUCACAGAAGUGUACUGAUAAUUGUUAUUCCUUUUUGCUUUUAUGGCUUUUAUUAAACUUAUUGAUGAAGAAGGUGAAGAAGAAGAAGGCUAUACACGUACCAUAGCCGAAGUUAACCGAUGCAAAGGUGCCAGAACUUUUUCCUCUCUUACCCCUUUAUACAGUUUCGUUUGAGCUCCUGUGAGUAGCAGUGCCAUCGCGGGGGUUUGUGUCAAUGUUAGUGAUGUAAUGCAAUGAUGUUAUGAUAUGUAAUCCAUAUGAACGCACUGGUAAUAUUACGAUAAGGGACUUUACAGACUGCCACACUGAAAUACACGACAAGCGACCGGUCGUUUCUACAGUGUGACUCCGAACGGAGCUGCUGAAGAGCUGAGCAUGAAUGCUGAACCACGUAGGAUGUGCAACAUACUUAUAGUGUUGUGAACGAAGUGUUAUUUCGGAUCAGAUACCUUUGUGUAAGCCUGUAUAGGAACUCUGGGCGGCCCUGGCAGUCCCAAGUUCCCACUUUACUGACGUCAUGCAGUUUUGUUUUGUUUUAAUAAAUCCAACAGCUGUUCUCUCAUUGGCAAAA
Trichomycterus rosablanca is the source of this 3810-nucleotide messenger RNA. RefSeq names its product dihydropyrimidinase like 2b (gene dpysl2b). The record is from RefSeq and is a predicted model, not a curated record. The transcript is spliced from 15 exons. Gene Ontology annotation, molecular function: hydrolase activity, acting on carbon-nitrogen (but not peptide) bonds. Lineage: Eukaryota; Metazoa; Chordata; Actinopteri; Siluriformes; Trichomycteridae. The coding region runs from base 114 to 1979 and encodes 621 amino acids. Gene Ontology annotation, cellular component: cytoplasm.